AUGAUUGAUGAAUUUGACGGCCUCUACGGUCCCAUCAUUGGUUCCUCCGAAACUCCUUCCAACCACCAAGCCGUGGAAACGGACUCGGUGCGCUUGGGGCGGACGAAUCGCCUACGCAGGGAAUAUGAUGAGCUGCGCACCGAUCUGGUCGAGGAGCUAGGUGCAGUAGAGCUUCGGAUGACCCAGCCAGCUGCACGAGCGAAGGAGUCGCUGGCCCCGAUGAAGAAGACUAUCAAGAAGCGGAACAAUAAGAAGACCGAUUUUGAGAUCUCCCAGGGCCGAGUGGACAGCCUGUUGAAAAAGCCCAAGCGUUCUGAGCGUGAGAAUGCCAGCUUAGCGAAAGCUGAAGCCGAGCUGGCUGUUGCGAAAGAGACAUACCAAGCCGCCGACGCUGAUUUACGAGACCGACUGCCCACAUUGGUCGCAUUGAUCUUUUCCUUGACCCCCUAUAUCCUGGAAGCACAGGUCGAGAUUCAAAAUCGCAUGCUCGCGCACUACUAUACCGUCCUCCACACCUUCUGCGACGAAGCGGGAUUCCCGUCUCCCCCACCGGACAUGGAGCAAAUUGUCCAAGACUUUGAAUAUGCCUUCAAUCCCGUGCAGGCGGAGAUCGAAAGCUUCGGCUGUCUGCACCAGGGCAAAGCAUUGCGACGCGCCUCGGAACAGCAAGAGAAUAAGAAACGGCCUUCCAUUGGCGGGCGCACCGCCAGCAACGCCUCGUCCAUUUCUCUCCCCAGCUCCCUCCGCCGAGGCUCUCAAACCCCCCAGACACCCAUCCCCUGUGUACCUGAAUACCCACCUUCGCCACCGCUGUCGGUGGCCAGUAAACAGGCGAUUCCGGGCAACUCGGCCGUUUCCCCGCCUGCCUCCACCGGUGGGGACUACUUCACCCCGAUGACGUCAACGCCCGUGAUGUCGUUCUCUCCCGCAGGGCCGAAGAUCGAUCACUUUCAGUCCACCGUCUCUGCCAGGGGCACGCCGUUUGAUCCCGUCGCCGCUGUCAAGAAGAAGCCCCCGCCCCCGCCGCCCGUGCGCGCGGCCUUUGUCACGGCGCUAUAUGACUUUGACGGCCAGGGGGCGGGGGAUCUGGUCUUCCGCGAGGGAGACCGCAUCCGCAUCGUGCAGAAGACGGGCAGUACAGAUGACUGGUGGGAGGGUGAGUUGCGGGGAGUGAAGGGAGCGUUCCCGGCCAACUAUGUGGAGUAA
Messenger RNA from Penicillium olsonii, 1206 nucleotides. The record is from the annotation of a GenBank genome assembly. Lineage: Eukaryota; Fungi; Ascomycota; Eurotiomycetes; Eurotiales; Aspergillaceae.